This is a messenger RNA of Linum tenue, 3360 nucleotides long. The record is from the annotation of a GenBank genome assembly. NCBI's taxonomy places the organism in Eukaryota, Viridiplantae, Streptophyta, Magnoliopsida, Malpighiales, Linaceae.
CUCUCCCCUCUUCGCCAUCUUCACUUCCCCAUCUGAAUUCCAGAGCGGCUCAAAGCAAACAGACAUACCUCCCUACAGUUUUCCUUUGCACGAUAAUUGACGACAAUGGCUUCAACUGCCCAGCCAGCUUCGUCACUCAAGAGAAGGGAUGCGCCGGUCACAAGAGAAGGGGAUCAGCUCACCAUUAUUCCACUAGGCGCCGGAAGCGAAGUCGGCCGAUCCUGCUGCUACAUGACAUUCAAAGGGAAGACUGUUCUGUUUGAUUGUGGGAUUCAUCCGGCCUACUCGGGAAUGUCUGCUUUGCCCUACUUCGAUGAGAUUGAUCCCUCCACCAUUGACGUGCUUCUAAUCACUCAUUUUCACUUGGAUCAUGCUGCAUCCUUGCCUUAUUUUCUGGAGAAGACUACCUUCAGAGGCAAAGUUUACAUGACUCAUCCCACAAAGGCCAUCUACAAAUUGCUUCUGACUGAUUACGUGAAAGUGAGCAAAGUUUCGGUUGAAGACAUGUUGUUUGACGAACAAGACAUCAACAACUCCAUGGAUAGGAUUGAGGUGGGUUGUUUACUGUCUUUCGAUUCGUAGGUCAUUGACUACCAUCAAACAAAAGAAGUGAAUGGAAUCAAGUUCUGGUGCUACACCGCUGGCCAUGUUCUUGGUGCUGCCAUGUUCAUGGUUGACAUUGCUGGUGUUCGUGUGCUCUAUACUGGCGAUUACUCACGUGAGGAGGAUAGGCAUCUUCAAGCUGCUGAAAUGCCAGAAUUCUCUCCUGAUAUAUGCAUUAUCGAGUCUACCUAUGGGGUCCAGCUUCAUCAGCCUCGGCAUGUUAGAGAGAAACGCUUCACCGAUGUCAUCCACACCACCGUCUCUCAAGGUGGUCGGGUUCUUAUCCCUGCAUUUGCGCUUGGUCGUGCUCAGGAACUUCUAUUGAUUCUUGAUGAGUACUGGAGCACCCACAAGGAGCUCCAGAACAUCCCGAUAUACUAUGCUUCCCCUCUGGCCAGAAAGUGCAUGAGUGUUUAUCAGACGUACAUUCUUGCCAUGAACGAGAGGAUUCGGAAUCAGUUUGCACACUCGAACCCCUUCCAGUUCAAGUUCAUACAAAACUUAAACAGCAUUGAUGAUUUCACUGAUAGUGGGCCGUGUGUAGUUAUGGCCAGCCCUGGGGGGCUGCAGAGUGGACUGUCCAGGCAGUUGUUCGAUAUGUGGUGUUCUGAUAAGAAGAAUUCAUGUGUCAUACCGGGAUAUGUUGUUGAAGGAACACUUGCAAAGACCAUCAUCAAUGAACCGAAGGAAGUCACCCUCAUGAAUGGAUUAAUGGCCCCACUCAACAUGUCAGUUCACUACAUCUCAUUCUCAGCCCAUGCUGACUAUGCCCAGACAAGUACUUUCCUGAAAGAGCUCAGACCUCCCAACAUAGUUCUGGUCCAUGGAGAAGCCAAUGAGAUGGGAAGGCUGAAACAGAAGCUGAUCACAGAGUUUGCUGCUGAUGGCAAUACCAAAGUCUUAACCCCCAAAAACUGCCAGUCGGUCGAGAUGAUGUUCAACUCCGAGAAGAUGGCGAAAACCAUAGGAAAGCUGGCUGAGAAGACACCCGAAGUCGGUGAAACUGUCAGCGGAAUACUCGUGAAGAAGGGCUUCACAUAUCAAAUCAUGGCACCCGAAGAUCUUCAUGUGUUCUCACAGCUCUCAACGGCAAACAUUACUCAGAGGAUCACCAUUCCAUUCAGUGGCGCAUUUGGCGUGAUAAAGCACCGGCUCGAGCAGAUAUACGAGAGCGUCGAAUCUGGCACUGAUGAGGAGUCUGCUGUACCCACGUUGCUGGUGCACAAGCUUGUCACUGUUAAGCAGGACUCCGAGAAGCACAUCUCCAUGCACUGGGCUGCUGAUCCUGUCAGCGACAUGGUGUCCGACUCGGUGGUGGCCUUGGUCCUGAACAUCUCCAGGGAGCUCCCCAAGGUGGUGAUUGAGUCGGAGGCAAGCAAGACGGAGGAAGAGAACGAGAAGAGAGCCGAAAAGGUGAUCUACGCUCUGCUGGUGUCGUUGUUCGGGGAUGUGAAGCGAGACGAGAAUGGGAAGCUGGUGAUAAGUGUCGACGGGAACGUGGCAAAGCUUGAUAAGCAGAGUGGGGAUGUCGAGAGUGAGCAUGAAGGGCUGAAAGAAAAAGUGAGGACUGCGUUCAGGAGAAUCCAGACUGCUGUUAAUCCAAUCCCUCUCCCUGGUUCUUAACUGAUUUCAUAGCAUAGCAAGUAUCCAUCUGCAUUCUCUGUCUUUCCAAUUGUGUACCGAGUCCUGAUCUUUGUAUAUCUUUAGAGCAGGAUGAGGUUUUUGGGUAAUAGAAGAAGCAUUUUUCUUUCGUUUAAUCAGUUGCAGUUUGCUUUUCCUUAAUCUAGGAUUUGGUCAGCUUAAAGUUUGUUGUUUAGUUGCUGUUUCUUCAUUCACGUACGCUCUUAAUCCGAUAAAAUCGUAACUCGUAAGACGCAUUUUACCAAAAAUAAAGAACAUGCAAAGGUAACUAACUAACUAACUAACUAACUAACUAACUAACUACCGGCAGGGGAGAGAAAAGGAAGCUAAUAUAUGGUUUUGCUUGUAUCCACUGUCACUCUGUCAGUACCUUUUCGUGUUGUAUCUGACUUUUGGUGAACUUUGUUGAACGAACGAAUCACAGAAUCAUAAGAAGGCAGCGUUUAUGGCAGAAGAGCAAGAAGGAGAAGACGGAGACGAACAAGAAGAAGAAGACACAACCAACGCCACCUCGCCGGCCGCUGUCGUCCUUUUCCUCCACCGCUGGGGAAAUGUAAAUUGUCUUCCUCAAAUAAUCUGGAGCCGGCGUCAGUCGAAGAAGAAGGCUGGGCCUUCGCUACUAUGCAUCCUCUGCCGCCACCUCCUCCGCUGAGAGCUACUUCAUCGCCGGAGGCCGGCGAGAAUGGUGGUGCGGUGUCGGUGGUGAAGGGGAAGAAGAAGGCCGGAGGUGCCAGGCUGUGGAUGAGGUUCGAUCGCUUUGGGAAUUCGGAGUUGGUGGAGUGUGAUAAAAACGCCAUUAUCAAGCGUGUGGCGCUUCCUGCUAUGGGAUUUGAGGAUCCUCGGGCCCGUCUUCUCUCACUCCUCCAGUAUUCUUGGGAGAAGGCAAUGGUUGUCAAUUUGGAGUUCAUAGGGGCUUUAGCCACUGCAGAGGAUUUUGGAUCCCCUGAAACAAGAGGUGAUGGACACACGCCCCCUGUUACUGAAGCUGCUGAUGGUGAACAGCCUGAGCUUCCAUUCGAGUUUCAGGUUCUUGAGAUUGCAUUAGAGGUGAUGUGUUCAUAUCUGGACUCUAGCGUGGCGGGACUUGGAGCGAGAUGCAUAUCCUAUCUUGGAUGA